Molecule: messenger RNA, 1370 nt
Organism: Vitrella brassicaformis
Lineage: Eukaryota; Vitrellaceae
Source: the annotation of a GenBank genome assembly
CCGGUCACAAUGCAGCCCCGCUAAGCAGCCAGCCGGGAGGCUAUGGUGUCGAUCAAUUCACCUAGAGGCAGCAGAUAAGCGAUGACAUCUCUCCACCCAUCCCAUCUGCCUGUCUGCCUGCCUGCCGGCUACACCCCUUUCUGUCCAUCGCCCCACCACCGCCCUGCCCCUCCAUCGAGCCGCACAUCUAGAGAGAUACACCAGUGACACACACAUCAUCAGGAUGGACGGGCAGGCAGGAAGCAGAAGCAAUCGAUCAAAGAGCAACAGCCACCCAUACACACAGCAAAAUCUCUGAGCCUGCCUGCCCGCCCUCAUCCACCUGUUUCCCUCCAUCACGCCAUCCGCAGCGGUCUGAAUGUCUCCCUCCCGUCCCGCCCCUUGUCGACCCACCCCACCGCCCCCCACUCGACGGCCGACACAUCCUUUCUGAAGCCGUUGUCGAUCUGCCCCACCAGCCCCCACUUGGCCGCCUCGUCCAGGAUGGCCCGCUGCACCACCUCACGCAACUCCAUCUUGCGGCCACCCACACCGCCCACCACAAAGCACUCAAGCUGCGGCGCACGCACCACCUGGCCGCCCACAUUGGUCGUCCCGCCCACCACCUCCUUAUUGCCCACCACAUGCAGCGAUGCGGCGGCCUCCACGAACCGCGCCAUCGCGGUGUUGACGCGGCGGCCGACCUCAGUGACGUUCUGCACGGGGCGGGGGCUCUGCUCGAGCACCGAUGGGUUGACGAAGGACGACGCCACGCGCCAGGCGAUGGCCGACAUGUCCUGGUUGGCGAAGGGCAUGUAGUCGUCUUGCCAGGAGGGCUCCGGGUCGACGUGUGGGGGGAGGGGGGGAGGAGGCACCGAGGGGCGGGAUGGGUCGAAUGAGGGGAAGGCGGUCUUGAGCUGCUGGGCGGUGGCAUUGUGGAGUGCCUCGGUUAGCGCGUCGGCCAUCUCGCGCUGAGGUCGCAGGGCGGCGUUGACGGCCGACAUGACGGCAGUGGGCAGCUCGUUGAGCACCGCCGCAUGCUCCGUCAGCACCGGCUGGCGCUGACGGCGACUCCUCUCUGUGGCUGUGAAGAUGCUGCUGAUGUCGGCACCCGCCCGCAGCAGUGAAUGGAUGAUGCGCUUGUACUUGUCAAUCUCGCCGCGACACCGCUCCUUGGAGGCCUCGGGAGUGUUGGGGUCCUGCGGCCGUUGGGUGUGGUCAUGGUGCCAUCUGGCAGCCGUGGCGAGGGGCGUCUGGCCAUUGUUGUCCCGUCUGUCGAUCUGGUCAGCGGGCAGCUUGCGGCAGAGGUAGUCGGCCACCUUGAGGGAGCCCUUCCAUGCCGCGAUGUGCAGUGGCGUCCGCCCAUCAUGCACGACGGUCCCUUCCGUCAU